Molecule: messenger RNA, 2524 nt
Organism: Protopterus annectens (West African lungfish)
Lineage: Eukaryota; Metazoa; Chordata; Ceratodontiformes; Protopteridae
Gene: SMIM43
Product: small integral membrane protein 43
Exons: 1
Coding region: 441-728 (95 amino acids)
Source: RefSeq, a predicted model, not a curated record
UAGUGAAACACCAUGCAUUUGCUGCAUGCAUGUAUGUUUAUUCCUGUGUUUAAAUAUCCCAGAUGUGUUUCCAUCAGCAGAGUGCACCAUAUUGUGCUAGGCACAGUAAUUUCUACAAAGCUCAUUUGCAAAACACAGUGCUUUGAGUACUACAGGGUACCAAAUGCUUCUGACAAAAGCCAAUCCAACUGAGAAGGUGUGCAUUCUUGAUGCAUUGAUAAACCUGGAGAUAUUUCUUGCUGCACUGAGCUCUAGAGGGUAUGAGGAAAGUGAUAUAAACUGAUGGACAUUCUGUGCAUUUGCAGACAGUUCACAUAAAAGGAAUGUGUUUGAAAAAGGAAAUGCUGUUCUAAAAUGCUCCUUCAUGCAUGACAGAUGAAAAGGAACAAAACGAACUAUUGAGGAUUUACUGUUGAAAAGCUGACAGCUUGGAAGACAGGAUGAGUGGAGGGACAGAAGGGAGCAUUCCCUUAACAACUGUGGUGACUUAUCGGGGGAGGAACUUUCCUUUGCUUCGCAAUUCUGCACCUAGGAGAUUUAUUCCAGCCUCGGCAUCUUUGCCAGUAAAAAUUAACUGGGAGUUCAACUUGCUGAUUUACCUCGCUAUCUUUUUUCUUCUCCUGCUUCUAAUUGUCCUGUUGCUUUUUGUGGUUCUGAAGCAACUAAAGAAUUCAGUGGCUACUGCUCCAGGGCAAUCUAGUCGAUCCUUGCGGGAACAGUCUGUGUGAUUCCAAAGCACAUUGUUUUGCCAGUACUUUUUACUUGUUUUUGGUCAGAUGUUAUUAAUGAAGACUGUAACAGAAAUUGGAUUCCCUGCCCAUAUUGGGAAUGCAGCAAAACAAAGAAGGAUUACAAUUUGGAAUUCUGGGAGCAUCUUUCCUUACUUUUGCUCAGAUUUGUAAAGACUACUUAUUCUCCGUGACUGUUUUGUAUAGAGUCGUUCUAUUUAUGUUUUCAGAAAUACUUUAAGGGGAAUGCUUCCCUUAAAUGCAACAGAAUCAUGCUUUUAUAAAGCAAACUGAGAAACUAGCAGACUUAGUGUUGUUGUGUAAAAACAUCUGCCUGAAGUUUCUAAAUAAAUGACAAAUGCAAACUCUGGAAAGAAAGCAUUGUAAUGCUGUUACACUAGAGACUAGACCGGUAUGGGUAAAUGAACUAACGAACCUGACAGUAAAGGGCUAGGCAGAUGUGCUUGUGUUUUCAGAUAGCUUGUAAGUGUGCUUAGGAUGGUGAAGAGUUAAUUUAUUGUUGUCAGAUUGAGCUCAGACAUUGGUACAGAGAUACUGAAAAAAGUGGGGGUGGGGAUCCAGAUGAUAAAUGUUUCAUAUUGCUUUUGUGCUCAAGCAUUUAAUAGCUUUCGCUGAUUAAAAGCAAUCACACUAAACUUCAGCAGCUGGCCAGGAAGCAAGUAUUUAAUAUUCUGAUGGUCACUCUGGCUGCUUCACAAACUAAACAAUAGAACGCUACCAGUACUUCAGUUUUGUGCCAGCUAUUUAAUUAAACUGCAUCAUUUUGUUUCAGUCCAACUGCUAAUUAUUAUAAAAAUGCAGACUUUUUGAGGACAGGGAGCAUUUCAGUAAAUAGCCUUUUUUAAGAGUUUAUUGAUUUUUUUUUAAGAAUGCUAGUUUCAGUAGUUAAUCAAGGUGUCAAACUGUAACAAAAAUAAAUAAUCAGUACAAACAGAAUUAGACACAAGCAUGGGGCUGAUGCAGUGUCCACCUUUUUUGUAUAAAAGACUUGUCUAUAGCUAUAUCAUAAAUCUCAGACCCCCCUACAGGUGUCAUUAAAGAUAUGCUGGCCCUGCUACACUGUGAACUUCUGUAGGAACACAGUUCACAAUCUACUUGCUAUAAGCAGUGCUGCUGUUGCACUGUGGGUGCUGUUGUCCUGUCUGUGCCAAGUAAAAUGAUAACACCAAGACACGAAUCAUAUCUAGCCGUUUUUUUUUUUUUUUUUUUGUGCCAAGUAAAAUCCCAGAGGAUGGCACUGACUUUCAAGAGAGACCAACAGUCUGGGAGGUCACAUGACCAUGGUUUAGGAAAUGUCUGUCCAGCACUGCAAGCACCUGAAGCUCACAGUUAUGAUCUUCCCGUCUGUAGCCUAAGCACAAGGUAAUUCUGGGAUUUGUAGAUAUGAGCUUGUGCAUUUGCAGACUCAGCCUGGUAUGCUCUAGCACAAUGCAGCAAAUACUGCGCAGAAUGAAAUACUUUUCAUACAGAAAGAGUAGACACCAUCUCAACUUGAGCCUAGGCUUUUUAGUAUACACUGUUCUUCCUAUAACAUACAUUUAAAAUUCAUUCUUCCCUUCUCUUUGGGGGGGAGAAAAAUGUUGCCUUAUUAGUCUUUUACAGCAUAUGUGGAUAAAUAUUUGUAUAUGUUAUAUUUUAUAUUCACUUUUUCAUCUGUGUAUUUUUGGAUGUCUGAAGGAGUUAUUUUGAGCUUUCAACCUGCUGACAUAUUUUUGAAGUUGACCAAAGGUGCGCAUGAUACAGAACUAAACAUAAUAAACAUUCUUAAAUGCCUA